This is a messenger RNA of Chrysochloris asiatica (Cape golden mole), 1126 nucleotides long. It is a transcript of the gene RPP40, whose product is annotated as ribonuclease P/MRP 40kDa subunit. Gene Ontology annotation, molecular function: ribonuclease P activity; ribonuclease MRP activity. Gene Ontology annotation, cellular component: multimeric ribonuclease P complex; ribonuclease MRP complex. The transcript is spliced from 8 exons. Gene Ontology annotation, biological process: endonucleolytic cleavage in ITS1 to separate SSU-rRNA from 5.8S rRNA and LSU-rRNA from tricistronic rRNA transcript (SSU-rRNA, 5.8S rRNA, LSU-rRNA); tRNA 5'-leader removal; tRNA 3'-end processing. The record is from RefSeq and is a predicted model, not a curated record. The coding region runs from base 10 to 1101 and encodes 363 amino acids. Lineage: Eukaryota; Metazoa; Chordata; Mammalia; Afrosoricida; Chrysochloridae.
CGGUGUAGAAUGGCUACUCUGCGUAAUCUGCGGGAGGUGCCGCGGCACUUGCUGGUCUGCGAGAAAUCCAACUUCGGCCACGAGAAGUCACGCCACCGGCAACUCGUGGAGACGCACUAUCACAAUUACAGGGUUUCAUUUUUGAUUCCUGAAUGUGGAAUACUCUCCAAGGAACUGAAAAGCUUGGUCAUGGAAACUGGACCCUAUUACUCUGUGAAGAAUUUACCACUUCAUGAAUUCAUUUCACAGGAGUUUAUCAACACCUUUGUAAAGAAAGGUGCAUGCUAUGCGUUAACGUACAAUACAAACAUUGACGAAGAUAAUACUGUUGCCCUACUACCAAAUGGGAAAUUAAUUUUAUCACUGGAUAAAGACACUUAUGAAGAAACUGGACUUCAAGGUCGUCCAUCUCAGUAUUCUGGCAGAAAAGUCAUGAAAUUUAUUGUUUCCAUUAAUUUGAUGGAUUUAUCCUUAAAUCCGGAUUCCAAGAACUAUAAAAGAAUAUCUUGGUCCUUCAAAGAAAAGAAGCCCUUGAAAUUUGAUUUUCUUUUGGCUUGGCAUCCUACAGGUGCAGAAGAACCAACAAUGAUGUCAUACUUUUCCAGUUACCAAAUUCAGGAGCACCAGCCAAAAAUAGCCCUGAGUGUGCUGACAGACCUGCAGUGUCCCGCGCUGCAGAGCCACGUGCUCCAGGGGGAGCCCGAGGUGGCCUGCAGCGCCCAGGAGCUAUUGGACUGGCUGGGAGCCGUCUUCAGUCACGUCAGCCUAAAUAAUGAGCCCAAUAAUUUCAUAUCAACCUAUUGCUGUCCUCAGCCAAGUGCAAUUGUGGCAAAAGCUUAUUUAUGCACGAUCACUGGUUUCCUGCUUCCAGAGAAGAUUGGUCUCUUAUUGGAACAGCUACGUCACUACUUUGAUGAACCAAAGUUAGCUCCCUGGGUUUCCUUAUCUGUUCAAGGCUUUGCAGACAGCCCUGUUUCUUGGAGAGAAAAUGAGCAUGGUUUUCGAAAAGGAGGAGAACAUUUGUACAACUUUGUGAUUUUUAAUAACCAGGACUAUUGGCUUCAGAUGGCUGUUGGGGCAAAUGAUGACUGUCCACCGUAGAAAAUAAAAAUUAAAAAAUUUGUUU